GUUGAAGUGAACACUUACCGAAAUUUGAAAACACCGUUUAGCUCGGAGGCUUUAGGUGGUGCUGAUACAGCCGUUCGAAGUGAAGUUGUCGACGAUUUUUAACGUUAAAUACAAUGGAUCUUUGUAACGAAGAAGAUAUCAAAAUGUAUUUUUAUGAGAACAGACUGAAAACUUUCGAGGGGUGGCCAUUCGACGAAGACUGUACAUGUACACCGGAGAACAUGGCCAAAGCUGGCUUCAUUCAUACCCCUUCAGAGAACAGCCCAGACAUCGCUAUGUGUUUCUUCUGCCGUAAAGAGCUGGAGGGCUGGGAGCCGGAGGACGACCCAGAAAAGGAGCACAAAUCUCAUUCACCUUCCUGCCACUUCAUCGCCCUGAAGAAGAAAGUGGAAGAACUGACAGUGGAGGAAUUCUUCAAACUACAGAAGGAGAGGCACAAGUUCAUCAUUAACAAAUCCUGUAACGAGGCCAUCAGCAAGUUUGAAGAGGCAGCCAAACUGAGAAGAACAGAUAUCAUCAAGACAGCCAUGGGUGAAGAGUGACGUGAGAAUAGAUGCUGAUGAAUGAGAUGGGUGGUGUGUGAGAGAUUAAUUGUAGCUGGAAAGCGACUGACUGUUUUCUGCUUGAAAUGCUUUUCAUGUUCCCUCCAUAAGCCCUCAUGUUUUCUUUGUAACACUGUCAUCUGUAUUAACUCCCGUUUUUAUUCAUUAAACUUGUUCUUUGCUGUGAAA
Messenger RNA from Scatophagus argus, 731 nucleotides. RefSeq names its product baculoviral IAP repeat containing 5a (gene birc5a). The transcript is spliced from 4 exons. Bases 114 to 542 code for a protein of 142 amino acids. The record is from RefSeq and is a predicted model, not a curated record. NCBI's taxonomy places the organism in Eukaryota, Metazoa, Chordata, Actinopteri, Scatophagidae.